AUGCCGCUGGUGCACGGUGUGGGUGACGAGGUGCUGUACGCGUUAAUAGCAGUCUUCGGUAUUCCUCUCUGGCUGUUGCGUUCCUCUCCACACCUAAGGGUAUCACUCCUCUCCCUCUUCCGUUCCACGCCACCCCACGCCACGAGAAGCAUCAGCAGCAACCAGAACCUUGGUGGAACUGCGAUCCCUUCUGGUACUGCUGCUGCUGCUGCAACAGCUACUGCCAGUGUUACAGGGUCGGGAGGAGUUGGUCCGGCAAGUGGAUUUGGUCCGGCAGUUGGAGUUGGUCCGGCUCGUGGAUUUGGUCCAGCAAGUGGUGUUUUUCAGGCAGAAGGCAUUGGAGCAGCAGCAGAAGCAGCAGCAAGAGCAGCAGCAGAAGCAGCAGCAACAACAGGAGGAGGAGGAGGAGGAGGAGCAGCAGUGGAAGCAGCACGAGCAGGAGGAGAAGCGAUGGCAGCGGGGUCGGAGCCAAGGCCACCAGAGGGCGAGAUGUGCUGUGUGUGCCAUGAUGCCUUCGCCCUGCCAACCCAAGCCAACUGCGGCCACUGGUUUUGUGCGGAGUGCAUACUGAGGGUGUGGCAUCACAGCUCAGCCUUGGUCCCCUGCAAGUGCCCCAUCUGCCGUCGCACCAUCACCCUCCUCCUCCCCUCCCACUCCGUCCAAACAUCGCCGCCCACCCACCCAGCCACACAACCAAUGCCCUCCCCUGAUCCACCCGCACCCGCUUUGGAUGACCAGCAAAGGGCGACUUGUACGCUUUCUACACCUGAUCCGGCUAGACCCUCUUUGGAGCAGCGAACGGAAUCGCAAGGAGCAGUUUCUUCUGAACCCGGGGAGACCCAGCGGAGGGAGUCGCUUAGGCCCUCUCCCUCCUCCAGUUCUGAAGCUUCUCAGCAGCAGCGGCAGCAGGAGCAGCCGCCGCAGCAGGAGGAGAAGGAGAAUCGGCCACAGCAGCAGCACCACCACAACCCACCAGAAUCAGCAGCAGGGGAAGGAGGGAAUCCGAACUUAGGGGUAUCAGCAACAGCCAGCGCCGCUGCUUCUGAGCCAUCAGACUCUGACCGUCUUUCUGACGGCGCCCUGCCUCUCUCCCCGGAGCACUCAGUGGAGCUGCUGGGGGAGGUGGCUCGCUACAACCGGCUCUUUGGAGGGGUGCCUGUGUCGCUGUGGCAGCGCAUCCUGGACAUGCCUCUGCUCCUCUCUCGACUAGGUCGGGACCUGACCGAUCCACUGAGGGCCCUCCGCUUGCUACACAACGCUCGGAUGGUGUUCUGUGUGGCUAUUGUUUUCGUGUAUGUGCUGUCACCAUUUGACCUCAUUCCAGAAU
Messenger RNA from Closterium sp. Naga37s-1, 1327 nucleotides. The record is from the annotation of a GenBank genome assembly. Lineage: Eukaryota; Viridiplantae; Streptophyta; Zygnematophyceae; Desmidiales; Closteriaceae.